Molecule: messenger RNA, 648 nt
Organism: Rangifer tarandus platyrhynchus (Svalbard reindeer)
Lineage: Eukaryota; Metazoa; Chordata; Mammalia; Artiodactyla; Cervidae
Source: the annotation of a GenBank genome assembly
AUGUCUGUGGAGCUUGAAGAGGCCCUGCCGCUGACGACUGCCGAGGGGGCGGCCAAGAAGGCGGCGAAGGCUGGAGGCUCGACCUCAUUGUCCCCAUCCAAGAAGAGGAAGAAUAGCAAAAAGAAGAAUCAGCCGGGCAAGUACAGCCAGCUGGUGGUGGAGACCAUCCGUCGGCUGGGCGAGCGCAACGGUUCAUCACUAGCCAAGAUCUACGCGGAGGCCAAGAAGGUGGUGUGGUUCGACCAGCAAAAUGGGCGCACCUACCUCAAGUACUCCAUCAAGGCGCUGGUGCAGAACGACACUCUGCUGCAGGUGAAGGGCACCGGCGCCAACGGCUCCUUCAAGCUCAACCGCAAGAAGCUGGAGGGUGGCGGCGGCGGCGAGCGGCGCGGAGCCCCGGCGCCCGCUUCUGCCCCGGCGCCCGCUGCGCACAAGGCCAAGAAGGCGGCCCCGGGUGCGGCCGCCCCUCGACGCGCGGACAAGAAGCCUGCCAAGGGCCCACAGCCCGAGAAGCGCUCGCACAAGAAGGGCGCCGCUUCCAAGAAGGACAAAGGCAGCAAGGCCAAGAAGGCGGCGGCCGCGGGGGGCAAGAAGGUGAAGAAAGCGGCAAAGCCCAGCGUCCCCAAAGUGCCCAAGGGCCGCAAGUGA